UUAUUGAAGCUAAUGCCAUUACAAGAGUAGAAAAAAAUAAUAAUAAUAAAAAUGGCAUUUUUAAUCUCCACCUAACUGCCUUUUAUAAUAAAAACUCACAGAUACCUUCAUUUGUUGAUGAGUUGGUGGAAGGUGAAAUUUAUGAAAUAUCUGGGAAAGUCAAUUUAACCGAAUUUUCCAAAACAAAUGAAAUAAAGAAAACUAAAAUUUCAAUUCCAAAUUUACAUAUAAGUGCUUUAAAUAUCUACCUGACUGGCAUGAUGUCAAAAAUUAAAAAUAUAAAUGAAAUUGGUUAUAUUGAGAUAAGAGUCAAAGAAUGGAUAAAAGGUGCCGAGGAUAAAGAAUACCAAAUUAAUUGCAGAUAUUUAAACAUUGAUCAAAGAUUGUCUAAUAAAACAAAUAAUUUGAAUGAAAAUUCACAUUUACUUGUUUGUGGUGAAUUAUAUAUUGAUCUUGAUGGCCAAUUUAUUAUUGACAUCUUGGAUAUUAAUUAUUUACCAGGUUAUCAACAAAAAACGCCU
Messenger RNA from Entrophospora candida, 521 nucleotides. The record is from the annotation of a GenBank genome assembly. Lineage: Eukaryota; Fungi; Glomeromycota; Glomeromycetes; Entrophosporales; Entrophosporaceae.